AGCUGGAGGCGGUGCGUGUUUCGGUGUCACCCGUCGUCCGUCUCGGCCGAUGCUGUAAAUAUUACAGAAGAAACAGCAUUUUGACACAUGACAUUUUAAACCCCGGUGCUAAACCCUUAACGGCUGGAUGAGUGGGCCAACCUUCACCUCCCCCACUGCAGAGGCGGCUGAGAUGAACCGCAUCCAUUAUGAGUUGGAGUACACGGAAGGCAUCAGCCAACGCAUGCGAAUCCCUGAGACCCUCAAGGUGGCCUCUGACAGCCAGGCAGGGUCCCUGUCCCUUCAGCAGCCACUGCUCACUCACACGACCCUGAUGCAGGUUCCUGAGAGGAUUGUUGUUGCAGGUGAUGAUGUGGACCCUCGAUUUGCUCGUCCAAGAGACUUGGACCUGAUUCAGUCUGUCCCUCCUGCGGACCUCCUGAACAUGAAGGCCCCGCCACGAAUCCUCACCCUUUCAGAGCAGCCACUGGACUCCCUCGAGACCGACCCAACUGCCUCUUCACAGAGCAAUCCCAGCCAGGUGGCCCACUUUCAUGCUCGGUCUCGAAGAGAGCGCAGUGUGAGCGAGAACAUUUCUGGUCGCCACAGCAGUCAGAUCAGCAGAUGUGAUAUAAGUGUAACCCCUUCCCCGUCUGCCCCCCCAGUCCGCUUGUGUCCCCCCCUCUGUUCCCCGGAAGAUGCGAGCAUCAACCUGUUCACAGCCGCAGGGUUCCUGUCUUACAUUCAAUCAACGACACGGCGAGCGUACCAGCAGGUUCUUGAGGUCCUGGAUGACAGUCACCGCAGGACGCACCUGGACUUGGCCCUGGAUAUAAACCCUGAUGAGUCUGGCUUGGUAGACGCCUCCUCACUACGACGACAGAUUGUGAAGCUGAACCGGCGCCUGCAGCUGCUGGAGGAAGAAAACAAAGAGCGCUCAAAGCGAGAGGUGAUCCUGUAUUCUGCUACUGUGGCGUUCUGGCUUAUCAACACCUGGAUCUGGUUCCGUCGCUGAGGUGGGACUGAACUGAGCCUCCCAAAACACUGGAAGCCAAAGCAAUUCCUUGUUAAAGGUGCAGCCAUUAAAACAUGGGUCUCUACUAACAUCUAAAGGAAACCACAGGAAACUGUAACAACAUUGGCAAUGUCCUAAACCACAACCCUCUAUGUUUUUAUAACAAAUUCUAUUUUGAGAUUUGACUUACAAAUUUCAAGUUUAACACUGUCAAGGUAAGACCUGAGCCAGCGCAGAUAAUGUUUAGUAUAUCUACUCAAUGUUACAGAUUUUCACAAUAGCAGACAAUAACUAUCGGCGAGGUCACAGUGAUUUUUGGUGAGGUGUAGGAGUAAAGCUAAAGGUCUCAGACUUCACAUGAAAGUUUCAUCUAUGUAUCUCACCCUUGUAUAAACUGGUAAACGACGAGCAAGACAAAGCACAAUGACACUACAGUUCAAUGUUUCCAAAAUGUUAGCAUCUGCUUUGAUGUAGUAAGUAGAGCUUUGCUAUGUUGUAGCACACAACUAUCAGAUGCCUUAUUAGGCUAAAAUUAGCUACAACAUAGGUUGCUUUCCAGAGAAUAUAAUGUCAACCUUAAAUCAGCCGACAUUUGAGUCUGAAGCUUUCUCCACCUUUCGAAUACUUGAGUUUAGGAGAAACUAAAUGUUAUACAGGUCAUGUGGAGAUGAGUUUAAAGUGGCAACGGGCCAAAACUUGGUAAAAAAAUUGCAAACCCUUAUAGAUAUUUUGUGCAAAGAGCUAGGAAAAUGUUAAAGAUUGCACCUUUAGGCUUGAUAAAUCUUUUACAUACCAACAACAGAUGUUACAGUGAUGCUUACCAUCGUUCGUCUUCGUGAGAGUGAACAAAGUUUGUGAAGGAGAGUUGUUAGCCUCAGGAGAAGAAUGAUUACAGGGGAAACAAGGAUUUACUUAAGCAGCAAAUGUUUUGGGAACCUAGGCCACAGCUGGAACUACAGUUACAGGACCAAAUGUCAGACCUAUUUGAAGUUGAAAUCAUCAGUUUGGUCAAAAAUUGCUAUUCUUUAAGUGUCAAAGUAAGAUGACUAAAUCUAGAGAUGCCAUAACAUUAACCUUGAAUGUCCUUUGAGUUCCUCAUUACCCAAAACAUUUGUGUACGGUACUUGAAUAGCCUAUUGUUGUAAUGGUGUAGUUAGUCCUUAAUAUAUAUAUUUUUUACCUCUUUGGCGGUCUCAUGCACAGUGAUUGUGAUACGAGCUUGGUGAAGGGGCAACAAAACUACUGAAGGUAGGGUGCUGGGGAUAUUAUCUGUGAAUGAAUAAUGUGUUCUCGUGCUGUUUAUACAGUUCGAGCUUGUUUUUCCAGAGAAUUUGACCAUUCGUUUUUCCAUUAAGUUACAUAGGGACUAAGAGCAUGGACUGUGUGGUUUUAUCCAUCAUACAGUGUGAUAUUAGAGCUACUGUGUGUAUGAUGAUUUGUAAUAGAUGAAUAUAUACAUGAUAUAUUGAUGCCAUUAUUUUUGAAUAAUAAAAUGAUUUCAUGGAGGUUUAUCACACAUAGCAAGGGCAUCAGCAAAACGUUGCAGUGAUCAUUUUUCUUCUGUUAUACAGUGUACUUAUCAAUUAAAGCUGGAAUUUUAAGUUAUAUAUUUUACUUUCUUUGUAAUAUAUGAAUACAUUCAUUGUUUGUAAAUAUUUUCGCUGUAAUAAAUGAUGG
Seriola dumerili (greater amberjack) is the source of this 2671-nucleotide messenger RNA. Its product is annotated as mitochondrial fission factor homolog A-like. The transcript is spliced from 7 exons. Bases 128 to 994 code for a protein of 288 amino acids. The record is from RefSeq and is a predicted model, not a curated record. NCBI's taxonomy places the organism in Eukaryota, Metazoa, Chordata, Actinopteri, Carangiformes, Carangidae. Gene Ontology annotation, cellular component: peroxisome; mitochondrial outer membrane. Gene Ontology annotation, biological process: positive regulation of mitochondrial fission.